Molecule: messenger RNA, 961 nt
Organism: Carlito syrichta (Philippine tarsier)
Lineage: Eukaryota; Metazoa; Chordata; Mammalia; Primates; Tarsiidae
Product: histone H4
Exons: 1
Coding region: 26-337 (103 amino acids)
Biological process (GO): nucleosome assembly
Cellular component (GO): nucleosome
Molecular function (GO): DNA binding; structural constituent of chromatin; protein heterodimerization activity
Source: RefSeq, a predicted model, not a curated record
GCUGUCUUUGGAGGUUGCAGCGGUCAUGUCCGGCCGAGGGAAGGGCGGAAAAGGCUUAGGCAAAGGUGGUGCGAAGCGCCACCGUAAAGUCUUGAGAGACAAUAUCCAGGGCAUCACCAAGCCUGCGAUUCGGCGUCUUGCUCGGCGUGGAGGUGUAAAGCGGAUCUCUGGUCUCAUCUACGAGGAAACCCGCGGUGUGUUAAAGGUGUUUCUGGAGAACGUCAUCCGGGACGCGGUCACCUACACAGAGCACGCCAAGCGCAAGACAGUCACCGCCAUGGACGUGGUGUACGCGCUCAAACGCCAGGGGCGCACCCUGUACGGCUUCGGGGGCUAGGCUGCUACUUCAGCUCUGCGUGUUUCAAUCCCAAAGGCCCUUUUUAGGGCCAACCAUGUGGUCGUCAGAGGAGCUGGGCACUUGGCCGAAAAGUGCCCAAGUGUAACGGUGAACUUGGGAGGUAAUCUUAAACUUGUUAUUGGGGCUACAGUCGGUUCCGAAAACGUACCGCGGGGCCAGCGACGCCUGUUUUCCGAAGGCCCUAAAGACUCAAGGGUGACCUUUCGCUUGUAUGUCUGAGUUGUUGCCGUUUAGUGGCUAGAAAGGUUGGCGUGCUCUAAGUUUAACCACCACACCGGUUUGCUUUUGUGUAGGACUGGCUUAUUUGGAAGAGCGCACAAACAUUUGCGAUCGCUGGAACAGGCUCUGCGUAGAAAAACUAGCGGUUUAUGCCAAGGUCAAGUUGUAAUUUCUUUGUAUCUACCCAGGCAAAACUGUUCCAACUGCUCUAGAUUUAAUCUAGAGAUGCCGGUUCUCCAUCUGAUCUAUUUGAAUUUUGUCAGUUAACCUCUUCCGGUUUCAUUUUCCAGGUCAGAUGCAUUAAGGGCUCGUUCCCAUUGGAUGGUGUUUUGUGACGUCUACUCUGUUCCCCUCUAAUAAAGCUGUGUGACUUGCUAAAUGAAA